AUGGAUGCUCUCGGAGUCCAGCUAAGCUCAGGCUCCCUCACUUCUUCCGUUGCCGCCUCUUCUCUACUCAGUCAACCCCGUCCUCCCUUCUCCUCGUUGCAGCUAGGCCGUGUCGGCUCGUCUCCGGCGGUCGGAUCUGUCUCGGCGAAGGAAACCUGCACGGCUGACGAGCUUCACUACGUUCCUGUUCCCAACUCAGAUUGGCGCGCCGCUCUCUGGAGAUAUCUUCCUUCCCCAAAGGCACCGAAGAGGAAACAUCCUUUGCUUCUAUUGUCUGGGAUAGCGAGCAAUGCUUUCACCUACGAUCUUUCCCCUGAGUGUUCCUUUGCAAGGUUCAUGUCUGGUUCAGGUUUUGAUACAUGGAUUCUUGAACUACGUGGAGCUGGGUUGAGUUCUCUUAAUGCUGAAUCCAGAAAGGACGAGCAGCAGAUAGUCUCAGACCUAUUGGAGAAUGUUAUAAACGUAUCUGAGAGGAUGGAAAAUGUUCUUGAUGAAGGUUUCAAGUUCCUGGGGCUGCAAGAUCGUCUAUCCAAGAGAGUGGGAGAUUUCAAGCAGAGGCUUGAAGUUUUCCCUCGUUACAAUUGGGAUUUUGAUAACUAUCUUGAAGAAGAUAUUCCUUCUGCGAUGGAGUAUGUGAGGACUCAAACCAAGCCAGAAGAUGGGAAAUUGUUAGCCAUUGGUCACUCAAUGGGUGGUAUGUUGUUAUACGCCAUGCUCUCAAGAUGUGGCUUAAAAGGAAUGGAUUCGGGGUUGGCUUCUGUCACCACCAUCGCAUCAACAUUAGAGUACUCAUCCUCAGGAACACUCCUCAAGUACUUAUUACCCAUGAAAGAACCGGCUCAAGCACUUAACGUGUCUGCCUUACCGAUUGAUACAAUGCUCGAGAUGGCUCACCCUCUAAUUUGUCGUCCUCCAUAUGCUUUGUCUUGGUUAACCACUAAUAUCUCUGCUCCUCAAAUGAUGGACCCUGAAGUGAUUGAGAAGCUUGUUUUGAACAGCUUAUGCCCAGUACCAGCUAAGCUUCUAUAUCAGCUAGCAACAUCCGUGGACAAAGGAGGGCUGCGUGACAGAACCAGUAGUUUCUAUUACAAGGAUCAUAUCAGCACAACCAAUGUCCCUAUUUUGGCACUUGCAGGGGACUGGGACAUAGUCUGCCCUCCUGAUGCAGUAUAUGAGACUGUAAAGCUGAUCCCAGAACAUCUAGCUACUUACAAAGUUUUUGGUUCACCUGGAGGUCCACAUUAUGGCCACCAGGAUAUGAUCUCUGGUCGAACGGCCCGGAGCGAAAUAUAUCCAUUGAUUAUUCAAUUUCUUCAACGCCAUGAUCAGAGUUGAGAUCAACGAAUUUUCAAAUGGAUUUUGAUUCUUGUUUUUCUGUAAAAGAAGGUACAUAUAACAUUCCAUACAUUUAUGUAUACAUAUCUUCACACAUUUAGCAGGUUUAUACUGGGAUCUCAAAAGCAGUAUUGUAAAAAAUAAUAUUAAAGUUUUAUAAACAUCUUUCAUUGA
Brassica oleracea var. oleracea is the source of this 1509-nucleotide messenger RNA. RefSeq lists its product as uncharacterized. The record is from RefSeq and is a predicted model, not a curated record. Bases 1 to 1335 code for a protein of 444 amino acids. The transcript is spliced from 11 exons. Lineage: Eukaryota; Viridiplantae; Streptophyta; Magnoliopsida; Brassicales; Brassicaceae.